AUGGUGGAUGAAUUUCUUUACUCUCCGAUCAAACCACACUUCUUCCAGCCUCUUCUUCCAGGCUUCCACACUCACCUCAACAUUCCUGUAGCUUUCUUCUCGAAGCACGUCGUAGGAAGACACGACCACGUCAAGAUUGCGAAACUGAGAACAUAUGCGUCUGAUAAAAAUUGGAAAGUGAAGAUGGAUGGCUCGAAGCUCACUGAUGGAUGGGAAGAUUUUGCAGUUGCGCAUGAUCUCAGAGUUGGUGACAUGAUCGUUUUCAGACAUGAAGGAGAAAUGGUGUUUCAUGUCACAGCUUUGGGACCAAGUUGCUGUGAGAUUCAGUAUACAUCAACUCACAACAUCAAUGAUGAUAGUCAUGAUGAGACCAACAAUAUUGGAAACAGUUCAAGAGAGAAGAGGAAAAGAGUGAAGAAGAAUCCAAAACCAGUUCCACAAGCUUCAUUACACAGUUCUUGUUAUGUGGGAUCUGUCAGUAAUUCUAGCCUGAAACAUAAUAAGCUGUAUCUUGGGAAGGAGUUUGUGGCUGCAAAUGGUCUAAACAAAGGAUGCAGUGAGAUAGUUUUAAAGAAUGAACGUGGAGGAAGAUGGACUUUACCUUUGAAACAUUACAAAUCAAUCAACCAUACUUAUCUAGGACCAGGCUGGACCCCAUUCUGUCAAGUAAACGGGAUCAAAGCUGAAGAUUCCUUCAUGUUUAAACUGGUUAGAACCGGGGACAAGCCUGUUCUUUGUUUGUGCCCUGAAGAAUCAUCCCACCGCGACAAAACGCCAUUAGAGUGUCUAGAAGAUAGUGAUGAUGUGAAUCCUCUCUCCUCUAGUACUUGCAGCGGAGACAAGAGUAGCAAGUCCAAAGAAAGUAAAGAGGAGAGUCUUGGAGACAAGAGAGCUUCAUCUUCAUAUAGUGAAGACCGAUUUUUGACGUUAACUCUCACACAAAAAGCUGUUAAACGCUAUCAACUGUUUCUUCCGAUGGGUUUCGCGAAGAGGAAUGGCAUCAACAAGCCAGGGAAGAUAACUCUGUUGGGUCAAGAUGGAACCAUUCCUGUAGCUUUCUUUUUGAAGCACGUCCAAGGAAGAAACGACCAGAUCAAAAUUGCCAAACUGACAACAGAUGCGUCCGACAAUACUUGGACAGUGAGGAUGGACGGCUUGAAACUUACCCAUGGCUGGGAAGAUUUUGCACUCGCGCAUGAUCUCAGAGUUGGUGACAUGAUCGUUUUUAGACAUGAAGGAGAACUAGAGUUUCACGUCACAGCUUUGGGACCAAGUUGCUGUGAGAUUCAGUAUACAUCAUCUCACAACAUCAAUCAUAAUCAGACCAACAACAUCGAUGCGUGUUCUUUAUCAGAUCAUUCUCGUUUUGUAGCAAAAGUCUCAUCCUCGAAUCUAAGACUCGAUCGACUGUAUUUGCCAAUGAGCUUUGCGAGGACAAACGGUUUGGACAAAAUGAGCGGUGAGGAGAUCAUUCUUCUUAACGAAGAAGGAAGAUCAUGGAGUUUGAAAUUGAAACACGACAAGUCAGACAUGCAUACUUUUAUCAGACCUGGUUGGAGAAGAUUCUGCGCUGAAAAUGGGAUGAGCCAUGGUCACUAUACAUUGAAACUGGUCCGAAACUCUGGACCACCGGUUAUUAAGUUGUGCGGCCAAGUGCAUAAUCGACCAAAACAAGUUCCAGUAGUAUCUUCAUUACACCAUUCUUGCUUUGUGGGAUCUGUCACUUCUAAUAGCCUCAAAACUGAUAAACUGUAUCUUGGGAAGAAGUUUGUUAGUGAAAAUGGUCUGGAUAGAGGAUGUAGUGAAGUAGUUUUGAAGAAUGAAUGGGGAGGAAGAUGGAGUUUAGCUUUGAGAUGCUAUGAAUCAGCCAAGCAGACUUAUCUUGGACCAGGCUGGAGAACUUUCUGUCAAGUAAACGGGAUCAAAGUUGGAGAUUCCUUCAAGUUUAAACUGGUUGGAACAGGGGACAAUCCUGUUCUCUUGUUGUGCACUAGAAAAACGCCAUUAGAAUGUCCAGAAGAGAGUAGUGGGUCAGAUACUAGCAGCGGAGAUGAUAGUAGCAAAUCCCAAGAAAGUGAAGAGGAGAGUCUUGGAGACAAGAACAUCUCACAGUAGUGCGUUAAGAUGGAGAAAAAUGAAGAAUUUCUAGAGAUGCAGAACACCAAACGAAAGUCUCUUUGAGAGAAGAAGCUUGCUCAGCAGUAUUCUCUUGCUAUCCGUCAACUUUCUUUUAGCUUGAAUAACUUAGAUUCGCAGCAGUGUAUUGACUGCAUUUCCUUGUUGUUUCAAUCUAGAUGUCUACUCAUAUAGAAAGGGCUGCCUUUGAUUAUUUAGAAGUUUCUAAUUUCUUAGCUG
This is a messenger RNA of Brassica oleracea var. oleracea, 2355 nucleotides long. RefSeq names its product B3 domain-containing protein REM17-like. Lineage: Eukaryota; Viridiplantae; Streptophyta; Magnoliopsida; Brassicales; Brassicaceae. Gene Ontology annotation, molecular function: DNA binding. The transcript is spliced from 8 exons. The record is from RefSeq and is a predicted model, not a curated record. Bases 1 to 2115 code for a protein of 704 amino acids.